GGUACUGAUGUGAGGAGAUCUGCCGCUUGAGCAAGUGUUUAAUUUGUAGGAAAAGAGAGCAUUCGAAGAUUUUUCUUAAACACAUUCAUGAAUUUCUCAGAGGGGCAAAAGGGGGAAAUAAACGACGUGGCCUGUGGGCACAUGGGGGAACGAUGUAAAUUAUGCGUAAAUUGUUUUGUAGAUAGCGGGGAGUUGCUCAGUUUCCGUAGCCGUAGUGGUGAUAGCUGCGGGAACCCGUGUGUGAGGGAGGAGUGGUGGGUGUGAGUGUGUCUGCUUCGUGGCGGUGUGGAGAUGGCAGCGGGGGAUUGAGAAGGCGGGUGCGGUAGACAUGCCUAGCUGGCUAUCGCCGUCGCUCUCGCUGAAAGGUUACCGGCAACUGGUGGCUGUUGAACCGAAGAAGCCCCGAAGAAACCCCGGAACCCAGAUCCGUUGAUUGGAAUAUGUAAUCGACAGGCUCAGCGGCGGCAUCACGGUGUCUCUGAUCUGCCAAUCAAAUCACACACACUGGAAUUACAUGUGAGUGGCGCGCGGGGUUGGGCGGAUGUGCGGGUGAACCAUCGCCCGCAGACAUGGAAAAAAGGUCAACGCUUGUCUCAUUUCUAUUUCAUUAAAUAGACACAUCGAAUAAUGGACUAAAUGAUUUAUGACGGGGGAAUUGAAGGGUUCUGGAAGAAAGUUUUCCAUUGAGAUUAUUAUAAUAUCUAUCCCCAGUGCGCGCCGCACAUCCCAUGCGAUUUUUCCAUUAAUCGCAGUCAUCAAAGAUAAAUAGCCUAUUCACAUCAAUCAAUCAUUGUGUUUAUUAGCCAGUGAUUAGCCUUCAGACCGCCAAGGAUAUCACCCCUCUCAUUACAGCUAUACUACACGGCUAUAGGACUGUAAGCACCAAUCAGCAAAUAUGAUGUGCGAGGUGAUGCCGACAAUCACCGAGGGGGACUCAGGGGGUCCUCCCCGGGGUGGAGGGACUCAGAACGGCUCAGACCCGGAAGCCAACUUCGAGCAGCUGAUGGUCAACAUGCUUGAUGAGAGAGACAAGCUGCUGGAGUCCCUGCGCGAGACCCAGGAGACACUCAUUCAAUCACAGAGCAAGCUGCAGGGUGCACUGCACGAGAGGGACGUGCUCCAGCGUCAGAUCAACACCGCGCUGCCUCAGGAGUUUGCCACUCUGACCAAAGAGCUGAAUGUGUGUCAGGAGCAGCUGCUGGAGAAAGAAGAGGAGAUAUCUGAACUGAAAGCUGAGAGGAACAACACCAGGCUUCUCUUGGAGCACCUGGAGUGUCUGGUGUCUCGUCACGAGCGCAGUCUGAGGAUGACGGUGGUGAAGAGACAGGCUCCUCCCCCCUCUGGGGUCUCCAGCGAGGUGGAGGUCCUCAAGGCCCUCAAGUCCCUGUUCGAACACCACAAAGCCCUGGACGAGAAGGUGCGUGAGAGGCUUCGGGUGGCUCUUGAGAGAGUGACUACACUGGAGGGACAGUUAUCAGCCACAACUCAGGAGCUGACCAAUGUGAGGCAGAGGAAGGAGGGAGACUCUUUGGACAGGAACGACACAUCCAAAUCCACCUGGAAGAGGCUACAUAACGGUUCCGUAGAUGCCCAUGAUGAUGGUAGCCGGUCAGUGGAGCUCCAGGAGCUUCUUGAUCGGACCAAUCAGGAGCUGGUUCAGAGCCGCGAGCGUUCGGGAACACUCAGUACACGCGUGGCAGAGCUGGAGGCGGAGCUAGCCAACACUCGCCGAGACCUGAGUCGCAGCGAAGAGCUGUCAAUCAAACAACAGAGGGAACAGAGAGAGGGGCUGGCACAGAGGGAGGAUAUGGAGGAGCGGAUUACAACGUUAGAAAAACGUUACCUGGCCGCUCAGAGGGAAACCACCCACAUCCAUGACCUGAACGACAAACUGGAGAACGAACUGGCUACCAAGGACUCUCUGCACCGACAGAGUGAGGAGAAGGUGCGCCAGCUGCAUGAGUUGUUAGAGUUGGCAGAGCAAAGACUGGCUCAGACCAUGAGGAAGGCUGAGACACUACCAGAGGUGGAGGCAGAGUUGGCACAGAGGGUGGCAGCCCUCACCAAGGCUGAGGAGCGUCAUGGCAACGUGGAAGAGCGACUCAGACAGCUGGAGUCACAACUUGAGGAGAAGAACCAGGAACUAGGCAGGGCACGUCAGAGAGAGAAGAUGAAUGAAGAACAUAACAAGCGUUUGUCUGACACGGUGGACCGUCUGCUCACUGAAUCUAACGAGAGACUGCAGCUCCACCUUAAAGAACGCAUGGCAGCACUGGAAGACAAGAACUCCCUGAUCCAGGAUCUGGAGAACUCCCAGAAACAACUGGAGGAGUUCCACCACACCAGGGAGCGUCUGAUUGGUGAGAUUGAGAAGCUGCGGAACGAGAUCGACCACCUGAAACGCCGGAGUGGAGUGUUUGGAGAUGGAUCACACCCACGGUCUCACAUGGGCAGUGCCAGCGACCUGUGUUUCUCAGUGGUAGAGGGGCAGGAUGGACACUACAGCUCUGCUGUCAUCAGACGGGCACAGAAGGGGCGCCUGGCAGCGCUACGGGACGAACCCAACAAGGUGUGUGAGCAGGACUACUCGUCUCUUCGCGGCAGCGUCAGUCACCUCCUGGGCAGUGACAUGGAAGCAGAGUCAGACCUAGAUGAUGAUGUUAGCUCCGCCCUCCUGUCACCUAACGGCCAAUCAGAUGCACAGACUCUGGCUCUGAUGCUGCAGGAGCAGCUGGAUGCCAUCAAUGAGGAGAUCAGGAUGAUCCAGGUGGAGAGAGAGUCUGCUGACCUCAGGGCAGAUGAGAUAGAGUCUCGUGUGAACAGUGGGAGCAUGGACGGACUAAACGUUACACUCCGCCCCCGAACCAUGCCCACUUCAGCUACCGCCCAAUCACUGGCCUCCUCCUCGUCCCCGCCCACCAGUGGACGCUCCACUCCCAAACACCAUGCACACAACGCAAGCCACCAGCUAGGCAUCAUGACCCUGCCAAGCGACUUAAGGAAACACCGCAGGAAAAUAGCAUCUCCAGUGGAGGCCCGUGAGGACAAGGCUACUAUCAAGUGUGAGACGUCUCCCCCCUCCUCCCCCCGCAGUCUGAGACUGGAGACCAACUUCGCCCAGCUCACUGGCAGUCUGGAGGACGGACGAGGGGGUAAAGCAAAGAAGGGCAUCAAGUCGUCUAUAGGUCGUCUGUUUGGGAAGAGCAAGGAGAAGGGCAGGAUGGAGGGAGGAGGGACUCUGGGGAGGGAGGGACAGCCUCUGCCUGCCCUGAUGCCGGGAGUAGACUUUGAGAUGAGCAUCGGAGACACCAUGACUCUGGGCAAGCUGGGCACACAGGCAGAGAGAGACCGCAGGAUGAAGAAGAAACAUGAGCUACUAGAGGAGGCCAGGAGGAGAGGACUGCCCUUCGCCCAGUGGGAUGGACCCACUGUGGUCUCCUGGCUAGAGCUGUGGGUGGGUAUGCCCGCCUGGUACGUGGCAGCGUGUCGUGCCAAUGUGAAGAGCGGUGCCAUCAUGUCGGCCCUGUCGGACACAGAGAUCCAGAGGGAGAUUGGCAUCAGUAACCCCCUGCACCGCCUCAAAUUACGCCUGGCCAUACAGGAGAUGGUCUCCCUAACCAGCCCCUCUGCCCCGCUCACUUCUAGAACGUCCUCCGGAAAUGUGUGGUUGACUCAUGAAGAGAUGGAGAACCUGGCUUCCUCCACUAAAGCGGAGAAUGAGGAGGGCAGCUGGGCUCAGACUCUGGCGUACGGGGACAUGAACCAUGAGUGGAUAGGUAAUGAGUGGCUACCCAGCCUGGGUCUGCCUCAGUACCGCUCCUACUUCAUGGAGUGUCUGGUGGACGCUCGCAUGCUGGACCACCUCACCAAGAAAGACCUCCGCACACACCUCAAGAUGGUCGACAGCUUCCACAGGGCCAGUCUGCAGUAUGGGAUUAUGUGCUUGAAGAGACUCAAUUACGACAGAAAAGAUCUGGAACAUCGUAGAGAGGAGAGCAUGCACGACAUGAAAGAUGCAUUAGUGUGGACCAAUGAGCAGGUGGUCCACUGGGUCCAGAGCAUAGGUCUGAAGGACUACAGUAACAACCUGAUGGAGAGUGGAGUCCACGGGGCUCUCAUCGCUGUGGACGAGACCUUCGACUACAGCAGCCUGGCUCUCAUACUGCAGAUCCCCAUGCAGAACACACAGGCUCGGCAGGUUCUAGAGAGAGAGUUCAACAACGUCCUGGCCCUGGGCACCGAUCGCAGACUGGAAGAGAGUGGGGAUGAUAAGACGUUCCGCCGCUCUCCAUCGUGGCGGAAGCGUUUCAGGGCGCGGGAGGGAGGGGGAGGGAUGGGCAUGAUGGCGGGCUCCAUGGAAACACUGCCCGCUGGGUUCCGUAUGCCCUCCAUGUCCAUGCCCCCGUCCAUGGCCCUGGUGCCCAAGAAACACCUGCAACCAGAAGCUCCUCCCCCGGCUCCCCAGAGACUCGACCCCUCUGCUGUACGGACGUACUCAUGCUAACUCCACUCCAUUUACUAACAGGAGAUAACGCUAACAGUGCAUUCCCAUUACCUUUAUGGACACAUGCUUGCGGACCUUCGAGAGUAACAUGCCAAAUUUGGGAGAGAUCUGGACUUUAAGGGACCUGUAUCCAGCGUCACCUCUCACCUUCUCUCUGGGACAUGUGCAAUACAGAGGUGACCUCUGACCUUUUGACCUUUGAACUCUGAGCGUGCUCAUUGGCCGCGCUCGCUGCUGUAAAGGAGCCUCUGCCCAGUCUCUAUUCCCAGUACCCCCAGUAGCCUUGUUGUUGUGGUGUCGCGCUCCCGCUCCUUGGUCUAGUCCUAAUUCCUAAUCUGUGGGUUCUAGUCCUAAUUCCUAAUCUGUGGGUUCUAGUCUAACUCUACACUAACUCCUGGCUGUUUCAAUGACAAAUCCCACCUACAUGUUGCCCGCUCUCGGUUAUGCAAGGUAUUAAUCAUUUAUUGUCUCUCUCUGUAAAUAAAAUGGAUGACUUGUUUUUUUAAAUAAAUAUAUAUAAAUAUAUAUAUUGGAAUUAUAUAGGGAGAAUAUUAUAAUAUCAUUGCUGUAUGAAACCCAAUGCCCUGUAUUCAGUGGUGACUGUUCUCUGUGUGUGUUGGACCUCUGUGUGUCUUAUAUGCUGUCAGUGUCUGAAACGCCAGUUACAUGAGGGAUUCACUAAGCAGGGAGGGGUAUGUUACUCUAUGUGAAUACUACUACUAUGAUUCUCAGCCACAGGUUCAUGGGUCCAGAUCUAAACGCUUCAGUUAUCUUUCCUGCCUUUUAUCCCCUCCUUUCCUUCUCUCUUUUCCUCUCUCCUUUCCUCCUUCCCCAUCUCCUCUCCUCCUUCCUUUUCCUCUCCUCUUGUUUCCUCCUUUCCUUCCCUUAUUUGACACUAUGUAGCUACCAUGAGUAGAGUAGUUGAUCCUGUGGAUAUGAGAGGGUACAGUAUGAGCUGUGUGUGUAAAUGAAAGCAAUAGGCUCCUAUAUCUCGGACUUGAGGGAAACAGCAUACUAUGAAAGCGAAACCCCAGACUAACCUUCAUGGAUGGAUGGUGUUGUUUUUCACUGGAUGAUGUCUGUAUGUCUCUGGGAAAUUGUCUCUACUUCGUUUCAAAUCAAACUGUAAAUUGCUGCUCGGCAUCAGCCAAAUGAAAUCCUCACAUGCAGGUCACCUGACAGACAGUGAUGAUGCCAUAUAUGGACUGUUCCCCUGGCCCCUCCCCUUCCUGUCCAGUUGCCAUGGGGAUGUGAAAGUGGCCAAUGAUGGUGUCGACCACUAGCAAGUGUUGUGUGUGUGACCUCCUCUCCUCCAAUGAGAGAGCUCUAUCAGUGAACCAGUGAAAUGUCGGAUGGGUGUAUUUUGUUUUUUAUUUUACAGCCAAUGUUUUAAAGGUGUCUAAAAAGUGUAAUGUGCUACUGUGGCAGCUAUGAGUAUUGUAUGUGUAUUUAUUCCAGGUGUGAAAUGAUGCUGACAAAUCAAGAUUUUAUUAUUUGGCUAUUUAAAAAGUGUAUUGUAUUUAUGACACUAUAGACAUAAGUAAAGCUG
This is a messenger RNA of Coregonus clupeaformis (lake whitefish), 6053 nucleotides long. Its product is annotated as liprin-alpha-4. NCBI's taxonomy places the organism in Eukaryota, Metazoa, Chordata, Actinopteri, Salmoniformes, Salmonidae. Gene Ontology annotation, biological process: synapse organization. The record is from RefSeq and is a predicted model, not a curated record. The transcript has 30 exons. Gene Ontology annotation, molecular function: protein binding. Gene Ontology annotation, cellular component: presynaptic active zone. Bases 896 to 4504 code for a protein of 1202 amino acids.